GAAAAAUGAAAGAAGCCAUCUGAUUGGUUGCUAUGGGCAACUCAGCAACUUUACCUCUGCACAGGUUUUGAUAAAUCUCCCCCAUAGCGCCAACAUACUCUACAGCGCUGUAGUUUGAGAACCAACAGGUGGCGCUGUCGCCUCAUUCUAAGCUCGUUGUAUGGAUAAGCAGCAGCACCGUUGACCUCCAGCUCCUCCUCCUGGCGCUUCUUCCUGGUCACACUGGCAAUGAGAGCAGCUCAGCAGGUCAUGAAGGUGUUUGUAAGUAGAAGGCUGCCCCCAGAAGGGCAGAAGCUCCUAGCCCAGGCUGAGAACUGUACUGUCCAGCAGUGGGAUUCAGAUGAUCCUGUGCCAAGGGCCGAACUCUUGAAAGGAGUUGCUGGGGCACAUGCCCUUCUUUGCCUCUUGUCAGAUAAGAUCGAUAAAGAAGUCUUGGACACUGCGGGACCAAACCUUAAGGUUAUCAGUACAUUGUCUGUUGGUUUUGACCACCUAGCAAUAGAGGAAAUUAAAAAGCGAGGAAUCAGAGUGGGUUAUACUCCAGAUGUUCUAACUGAGGCCACUGCAGAACUGAGCGUAGCUUUACUGCUAGCCACUUGCCGGCGCCUGCCAGAAGCUAUACAAGAAGUUAAAAGUGGAGGAUGGAAAUCAUGGUCACCAAUGUGGAUGUGUGGCUAUGGACUAUCUAACAGCACAGUCGGCAUCAUUGGUUUAGGCCGAAUAGGAAUGGCUAUUGCCCAACGACUGAAACCCUUUGGAGUGAAAAAGUUCUUGUACACAGGACGUCAACCUCGACCUGAGUAUGCUGCCGAAGUAAAUGCUGAAUAUGUGUCUCGGGAAAAGCUUACGGAGGAUUCAGAUUUUGUGGUUGUUUCUUGCUCUUUAACUCCUGAGACGGAGGGGAUGUGUAACAAGGAUUUCUUUAGCAGGAUGAAGAAAACAUCAGUUUUUAUUAACAUUAGUCGAGGUUCUGCUGUAAACCAAGAAGACUUGUACCAGGCUCUGAUCAAUGGGCAAAUUGGAGCUGCGGGUUUAGAUGUGACAACUCCUGAACCAUUGCCAACAAACCACCCUCUCCUCAGCCUCAAGAACUGUGUUAUUUUACCCCAUAUUGGAAGCGCCACCUACAGUACACGGAACACGAUGGGUAUACUUGCAGUAAAUAAUCUACUAAAAGGCUUGGUGGGGGAGGAGAUGCCAAGUGAACUUAAGAUCUGAACAUACGACUUGAAUAAACUACAGACAACUACAUUGUAAAGAGACAGCGACCAACUGGAUGCACCAUGUUUAUUUAGUUACUAUCUGUAUCUUUAUUAAACAUGUUCAAUAACUAA
Molecule: messenger RNA, 1334 nt
Organism: Hyla sarda
Lineage: Eukaryota; Metazoa; Chordata; Amphibia; Anura; Hylidae
Gene: GRHPR
Product: glyoxylate and hydroxypyruvate reductase
Exons: 10
Coding region: 229-1218 (329 amino acids)
Cellular component (GO): cytosol
Molecular function (GO): hydroxypyruvate reductase [NAD(P)H] activity; glyoxylate reductase (NADPH) activity; hydroxypyruvate reductase (NADH) activity
Source: RefSeq, a predicted model, not a curated record